Messenger RNA from Durusdinium trenchii, 978 nucleotides. Lineage: Eukaryota; Dinophyceae; Suessiales; Symbiodiniaceae. The record is from the annotation of a GenBank genome assembly.
AUGCUGACAUACUGCCUCUUCGCCUGUUGGUGCUUCAUGUCCCACAGUGAUGCUGCAGUUCAAGGCUCGAAGCCUUUGGCGAUCGUCACGGGCGCGAACACCGGCAUUGGCUUUCAUGUGGCAGAAGACUUGGCUUCCCGCGGCUUCCACGUGAUCCUUGCCUGCCGCAGCCUCGACCGGGGCGCUGAAGCGCUGGCGGCGGCCCAGCAGCGCGGCAGUGCUGAGUUGAGGAGGUUGGACUUGGCCUCCUUUGCUUCCGUCCGCACCUUCGCCUCAGAUCUGCAGACGCAACGCCUUGAUCUGCUGGUUUGUAACGCGGGGAUGAACUCCGCAUCGGCCAAGCAGGAGCCUUCCGAGCAGCUGUCGGAGGACAAGGUCGAUAUCCUCUACCAGACGAACUAUUUGUCUCAUUUCCUGCUGACCUUAUUGCUGCUACCUCUGCUGCGUCGAGCACGUGGUCGGGUGAUCAGCGUCUCCUCAGUGGUCCACCGCUCUGCAAGCCUGGAGGACUUCGACCGGACCCGAGCGGUUCGAGAGCCCUAUGCCUCGCUGUACGGGCUGUCCAAGCUUGCCCAGAUAGUCUCCAGCUAUGCUCUGCAUGCCAGAUAUGGUGAGGAGGUCUCCUUCCAUUGUGUGAAUCCCGGGGGUGUGGGCUCCGACAUUUGGCGCGGCUUUCCGGGUUGGCAACAAAAGAUCUUCUCUACGAUUCUCAUCACCCCAGCUACGGCUGCUAGCACCGUGGUGACGGCUUGCACCUCACCAGAUGCUGCCGCGCCUUGCAAGCCAAGGACCGGGAAUGGCUAUAAGGGUGCUGAUCGAUCGGUCCUACUGGAGUUCUGGAGCCCAUUCCCAGCCCGCGAGCGGCUCGUGGAGUCACAGCCCUCGCAGGAUCAUCAAGACCCACAGCUUGCGGAGAAGCUCUGGGAGCAAAGCCUUUCUGAGAUCCGAGCGGCGGGUGUGGAGCUGGAUGUGCCAUGA